AUGUGUAUUACUUUAUGUAGUUUCAAAACAUCAAUAUUGGCACAGUUAGAUGGCGAUUUUGAAGGCGAUCUACACAGAAAGCUGAUUGAUGUAACUACGCAAGAAAUUGAAAAUAUUUGGCAGGAGAUGAACAUUUCUCUUCAAGAUUCAACAACAUUUUGUUGGGAAGAAUCUUCGUGGGAUAAAAUUAUAACAUCGUUAGCUGAAGUUACAAACGAGAUAUUUCAAAAACAUAAUAUACUGGAGAAGAGUAUUUCAGAAGUCUCAUUUCUGCAAGACAGACUACGGAAUGCUUUUAGGGAUAAAAUAUCUAUGUAUAUCAGUGCAUUUUGUGAUGCUCAGAAGUGUCACUCCGGUAGAACACUUAAACUCCAUACUAAUGACAAACCUUCUGUUGAAAAUGCUAGCACUUCAGAAUAUCAAGAGAUAUUUUCUCAGCAUAACAUAAAAAGCUCGAAUGAAAUUUCUGAGGAUUCUUUGCAUGGUAUUAAAAAUGAACAUUUACAAAUUGACACAUCAAAUGAUCCAUCACACUCCGAUCUAUUGAAACAAAUUCAGGCGGAACCUGUUAUUCAUAAAAAUCAACAACCAAGUUUUUUGACCAAGUUAUUUGGAAACAAGAUGGUAUUAACUCCUGAUGUGAGGCCAACAGACAGACAUUGUAUAUCUGAAAUUUUAUUGAAGGCUAUGGGUCCAUUAUGGAAUGAUUUUACGGAAGAAAUUGAUGAAGAGACUAGUAUGGAGUUAGACAAGAAUUUGCCUACCGUUGAUGAAAAUGCGAAAAUCUUUUCAAAUCUUGUAAAGACUAUUUCGAAACCUUUCAAUGAAAUGAAAUUUAUUACCAACGUUGAAGAGUUGAAGUUCAAUGAAAUACCAGUUCCUGAUACAAUAGAUUUAAAAUCUAUUUAUGAGGUAAUCCAUCAAUUAUCAAGCAACAUCGAUAAGAAUUAUAAUUCUAAAUCUUUACAAAUGAAAUUUUCUCAAUCUUAUCUAAUGGAUAAAUCAAAAUGGAUUUUACCAUUUCUUAAACUGUAUGAUGAUGACGAUGAAAGUAGAUUUCGAAGACAAGGGAAAUUGCCAAGAAGUAAACUUGAUGAUCUAUUUCAUCAAGAAAUGGAGAAACAUAAUCGAUGUGAUAUGAAAAAAGGAUGCUUAAUUAAAAUUGACGAUUCUAGUAAAAAAUAUGAUGAAAUUUUAGAAGAAUUAAAAAGUGAAGAACAAAAAUUGAAUAAAUUAAAGUUACAGUCAUUUAACAGUCAAUACAAACUGAAUGAGAUUGUAUUAUGGAAUACAGGAAAUGAUAUGGUGAUUGAUGAUAAGAAUAGUAAAUAUGAACUUUUAAAGAAGUGUGAAGCAAAAAUUAAUUCUUUGAAGUUAGCCUUGCUGAAUACUACCGCUAAUUCACCACUUUGCAUUGUUUACAAAGCUGGAAAAGAUAAGGAGGAUUAUUACAAAAUGGACAAAUUAAUGAAUACAUUUCAAGCAAGAUUUUUUACUGUAUGGGAAAAGCUUAAACUUUCUAAAAAUAAUAGACAACACUGUCUAAUACACUUUUCUUUGAAAAAUUCUAGUGAAUUUAUUUAUAUACAGACUAUUAAUAAAGCAUUGAAAUUAUUAGAACAAGCAGCAGAAUAUAUUGAAAAUCGUGAAAUGUUAUUGUUUAAGUUAGCGAAAAUUGACAUUGAAUAUUUAAAUCUAUCAAAAUAUACACGUUCAAACACUAAUCUCUCGGAAUUAACGUGUUCAAACGAACGUUCUAAAAUAGAAAAGAGUAUUAAACAGUUAGAGAAACUGAUUGAAUCGACCGCUAAACGUUUGAAAACAGAAUUCAAUUAUACACUAACCUUUGAUUAGUAUCCUAAUAUAUGAACAAAUGCAAGAAGGAAGACGUUUGGAGAAUAAAAUGAGCUGAUUUUAUUUCACAGUCUUUCAUCAGCUGUAACCAGUCUUCAGGUGAAAUGAAUUAUUGGUAGUAAUAAUGACAUAACAUACUUUAAAUGUGUAGAAAUCUAGGAUUAACAUGAA
Molecule: messenger RNA, 2025 nt
Organism: Heterobilharzia americana
Lineage: Eukaryota; Metazoa; Platyhelminthes; Trematoda; Strigeidida; Schistosomatidae
Source: the annotation of a GenBank genome assembly